AUGGUAGAGAAGCGCCCCUCGACCGACGGCCUCGUCGACAACGUCGACCCCCGCGAGAGCACCGAGUUCGAGAUGGAGGAGCUGCCCACGUACGAGAAACCCGUGGAGCCGUCGCCCGUGUCGCUCAAGGACAAGAUCAUCACAUGUUUCUGGAUCUCCGUCAACACAUUAUCGACCCUGGGCCUGAUCUUCCUGAGCAAACGUGUAUUCAGCGACCCGCAACUCAAGCAGUGCCAGCUGAUGGUCGUCAUGUGGCAUUUCACAGCGACAGCCCUUGUCCUCUUCCUAUCCACUCUCGGUCCCUUCCGCGCCUUCAAGCCCGUCAAGCUCAACGUCUGGAACAUGAUGCCCGUCUGCGCCUUCUUCGCCGGCUACGUCGUCCUCGGCAACCUCAGCUUGACCUUCAACUCAAUUGGCUUCUACCAGCUGUCCAAGGUCAUGACCACGCCAACCGUCGUUCUGAUCAACUUUGUCGUUUUCCGAAAGACCGUCACCAGAUGGAUGCUCGCCGCUAUCCUUACCACGUGCAUCGGCGUCUCUUUCACCAUGGGCGGAGAGGUCAAGACCGCCUUCUUCGGCGUCAUCAUUGCAACUCUCGCUUUCUGCUCGACCGCGCUGUACCAGAUUUGGAUUGGCAAGAAGAUUGAAGACUUCAAGGUCUCGCCUCCGCAGCUGCUCCUGAACCAGGCGCCCAUCUCCGUGUGCCUGCUCAUCCCCUUCGUUCCGUUCUUCGACACGAUUCCCAACCUCAGCGCCGUCCCAACGAACCUGCUGUGGUCCGUCUGCGCAUCCGGCAUCAUGGCCUCCAUGUACAACUUGUCGCAGUUCUUGAUCAUUGGCCGCACCUCGGCCCUCACCUUCAACAUUGUCAGCCAUCUCAAGACCAUCCUCAUCUUGUCCAUUGGCUGGUACAGCGAAGGCAAGAUCCUGAACCCGCGCGAGUGGCUCGGUGUUCUGCUUGCGCUCGGUGGCGGCUGGGUGUACUCGCACCUGGCGCUCAAGGCAAAGGCGCAGGCCAAAUAG
Didymella exigua CBS 183.55 is the source of this 1023-nucleotide messenger RNA. RefSeq names its product TPT-domain-containing protein. The transcript is spliced from 3 exons. The record is from RefSeq and is a predicted model, not a curated record. Gene Ontology annotation, molecular function: antiporter activity. The coding region runs from base 1 to 1023 and encodes 340 amino acids. Lineage: Eukaryota; Fungi; Ascomycota; Dothideomycetes; Pleosporales; Didymellaceae. Gene Ontology annotation, cellular component: Golgi apparatus.